CCGUGACUGCACCUCGCGCCCACUGAAUUGUGCAUUCUCGUCUCUCUCUCUGUCGAUCUCUCGACUGUGUUUGUGUUGCAGGAUAGUAAAUAUGUCAGGCAUAGGUCCAUUAACGCAGGACUGGGAGCCCGUGGUCAUCCGCAAAAAAGCUCCAAACUCCGCUGCUAAGAAAGAUGAGAAAGCCGUCAACGCUGCUCGUCGAUCCGGCGCAGAGGUCGAAACCAUCAAGAAAUCUAGUGCUGGUACUAACAAAGCCGCUUCAAGCAGCACAUCGUUGAACACUAGAAAGCUCGAUGAUGAAACUGAGAAUUUGACGCAUGAGAAGGUGCCUACUGAACUGAAGAAGAACAUCAUGGCUGCUCGUGUGGAGAAAAAACUCACCCAGGCGCAACUUGCACAGCUCAUUAAUGAGAAGCCUCAAGUCGUUCAAGAAUACGAAUCCGGAAAAGCUAUCCCAAACCAACAGAUAAUCACCAAGCUGGAAAGGGUUCUUGGAGUGAAACUGCGAGGAAAGAAAUAAUGACAAUGGAGUACUGAAGGCAUGCUGAAUCGAGUGGUUUUGGUGCACAGUGGAAAUAAUGGUAUAAUGUACACUCUGCUUGCUUGUUGAGGUGUUUGUCAUAUGCAGUAUGUUGGUCUGUCUUUUUAAACUGCUCAGUCUUGCACGAGUCCUGCAAUAAACUGCAGUCAGUUUCUAAUGUCCGUUUGUAGUGUGCUAUACUUUGACUCAAACCUGGUUUCACUGAUGUAUAUGCAGUUUUCUCUCAUUGUCUUGUCA
Messenger RNA from Amborella trichopoda, 778 nucleotides. Its product is annotated as multiprotein-bridging factor 1b. Gene Ontology annotation, molecular function: DNA binding. The record is from RefSeq and is a predicted model, not a curated record. Gene Ontology annotation, cellular component: nucleus. Lineage: Eukaryota; Viridiplantae; Streptophyta; Magnoliopsida; Amborellales; Amborellaceae.